AUGCGUGAAUGUAUCUCCAUCCAUGUCGGCCAAGCCGGUGUUCAAAUUGGUAAUGCUUGUUGGGAACUUUACUGUUUAGAACAUGGUAUCCAACCCGAUGGUCAAAUGCCAUCAGACAAAACCAUUGGAGGCGGUGAUGAUUCGUUCAACACCUUCUUCAGUGAAACUGGUGCUGGAAAACAUGUUCCACGUGCUGUUUUCGUUGAUUUAGAACCAACUGUCAUCGAUGAAGUACGCACAGGUACAUAUCGUCAACUUUUUCAUCCCGAACAACUCAUUACUGGAAAGGAAGAUGCCGCCAACAACUACGCUCGUGGUCAUUACACCAUCGGCAAGGAAAUCGUUGAUCUCGUACUCGAUCGUAUUCGUAAAUUAGCCGAUCAAUGUACUGGUCUUCAAGGUUUUCUCAUUUUCCACAGCUUUGGUGGUGGUACUGGAUCAGGUUUCACAUCAUUGUUAAUGGAACGUCUCAGUGUUGAUUAUGGUAAAAAAUCAAAACUUGAAUUUGCCGUUUAUCCAGCCCCGCAAAUCUCAACUGCCGUCGUUGAACCAUACAAUUCAAUUCUUACAACACAUACAACACUCGAACAUUCGGAUUGUGCCUUUAUGGUCGACAAUGAGGCCAUCUAUGAUAUUUGCCGACGUAACUUGGAUAUUGAACGACCGACAUAUACCAACUUAAAUCGACUUAUUGCACAAAUUGUUAGCUCAAUCACAGCUUCACUUCGAUUUGAUGGUGCCCUAAACGUCGAUCUUACUGAAUUUCAAACCAACUUGGUCCCAUACCCUCGUAUCCACUUUCCUCUUGCUACUUAUGCACCAAUCAUUAGCGCUGAAAAAGCUUAUCACGAACAAUUGACCGUAGCCGAAAUCACCAAUGCUGUUUUCGAACCAGCCAACCAAAUGGUCAAAUGUGAUCCACGUCACGGAAAAUACAUGGCCUGCUGCUUGUUAUACCGUGGUGAUGUUGUACCAAAAGAUGUCAACGCAGCCAUUGCUACCAUCAAAACAAAACGUACCAUCCAAUUUGUUGAUUGGUGUCCAACUGGAUUCAAAGUUGGUAUCAACUAUCAACCACCAACCGUUGUUCCAGGUGGCGAUUUAGCUAAAGUACAACGUGCUGUUUGUAUGUUAUCUAAUACAACAGCUAUCGCUGAGGCAUGGGCUCGUCUUGAUCACAAAUUUGACUUAAUGUACGCCAAACGUGCUUUUGUUCACUGGUAUGUCGGUGAAGGUAUGGAAGAAGGUGAAUUCUCAGAAGCUCGUGAAGAUUUAGCUGCAUUGGAAAAAGACUACGAAGAAGUUGGUGUUGAUUCAGUAGAAGGUGAAGGUGAAGGUGAAGGCGAAGAAUAUUAA
Adineta ricciae is the source of this 1356-nucleotide messenger RNA. The record is from the annotation of a GenBank genome assembly. Lineage: Eukaryota; Metazoa; Rotifera; Eurotatoria; Adinetida; Adinetidae.